AUGGUGCCGAGCCAAGUUUGGCUGAUUGCCCGCUUGGGUCAUCGGCUCGAUGAGCUCGUCCGCUCCCUCAAAGCCGCCUUCACCUUCACCUCCGAAUGCCGAGUGUUGCUCCUCACUGGUGAGAGCUACCGAGUGCUAGACCUGCAGCCCGGAGACUUCGAGUUUGCUGCUUCGGAGCUGGAUUGGGUUCAACAGAUACGAGCCACAACGGGGCUCGAGGUUUCGUCGCUGCUGGAAGCAGUGCACAUCUUGACUUCCAAGCGGGGCUCAUGUCCUGUAGUUCUUCUGGACGAGAACGCCAAGGAAGAUUGGAGCUGGGCGGCACCUUUGGCCAAUCCAGUUGUCUGCCUGGGAGUGCAUGAGGAUUUCGAGGAAGAAACGAUGGCGAUCCGGGCCGCGGCCCCGACACAUGCCGCGCAACUGGGGCCUGUAGCUUUGCAUUCUUCGGCAUGUCUGCAUCUUCUGUCUUCUGUUCGUUUGGGAGAUGCUGGUGCUCCCUUGUCGCCGGUGCGGCCAAUGGUUGUGCAGAAGGACAGUGCCCCAAGAGCUGUCUCAGCAAGAAGUUUCAGGCGAGCUUUGCCGCGCAGGCAGUCAAUUCGUUUCUUUCUACAUUUAGAUGAUUCGCCGUUUUCGGAAACGACCAGAACAGAGGUUCAUCAGGCAAUUGUUGCCGCGUGCCUGGUUUCCAAGAGUGUCUACGAUGACCGAGACACGCGCUUAUGCUUGGUCUGGCCAUCGAAGUCGGGCUUGCGGUGUGUGAUGGUGGACCGAAGUCUCAUGGACCUUGCGAAAGGGCGCUUGGUUCCAGCUGAGGGUCCGGUGAUUGCCGCUCUGAAGCUGAAAGUGGAAACCGACGAGAAAUCCGUGGGUGAGUGUUUAUGCGAUCUGCAAGCUGAAUCUCGGCGCUUGUCCCUGGGCCAACCUGCCGUUGUGCGAGUCUCUGUGGGCGAGCCGAGCAGCUGGCCAAAAUGGCAAGUCCAAGCCGGCUGGCCAAGUGAUCCGAUGAUAAUGCUGUUUCUCCAAUGGCAAGGCGAUCUACCGAUUCCAGAAACCACAUCCAUUCAUGUGCCUGCUGGAGCCGCUGCGAAGGCGAUCAUCACGCUGCAGCACUGGCACAACCUAGGAGUCCUGCCAGCAACAUUGACACCGCGGCCGCGGAUGGAGGGCGAGAAGGGAGACACCGAAGUGCUUAAAAUCAUCGAGGAAUGCGAACAGAUCCGGCCAGAACGUGGCAGGGAUGUGUGCCUGGACAUGGCGAUUCCCUUUCGCGGCAGAGUGGCUGGCCGGGUCCGAAUGGGCCACGUCCUGUUUGCUGACUGUGGAGUCAAGGUCAUGUGCAAGGAACAGCGGCUUGGUGCCUCCUUCCAUGUGGUCGUGGGAGAGCUUCGCGUGGGGGAUACUUUGCACUGCAGAGGCUAUCCAGGAUACGAGUACAAGGGCCAUCCUGCGAUUUUCGCAACAGAGAUUCUCGCGAUUGAGCCGACGUGUACGGAAGGUCUCCAACCGUCGGACUCCAUCCUGUUCCGCGAUGAAUCAAUCCUCGUUGUGGAAAAGCCUGCUGGAAAGCUUGCCUGGGAAGACAACAGACACCGCCACGAACGUGGAACUGCCUUGAGAGUUGACGCAGAACAUUUGCUUUGUGCUCCGGAAGCUGAAGUCAGCGGUCCUGCCGUGUACACCAUGACUCGGCAAGAGUCACCGUCCCAUUGCCUUUUGGAGUACUUCAUUCUGGUGGCUGGGAGACCUGCAGGAGUGUCCUCGUGUCGGGCUGCAUUGCGACCAGCACGUGGAAAGCCAAAGCAAGAUGCUGAAACGCAGCUGGAUACUUUAUGGGAAGGUGAAGACUGCUCCCUGCUUCGAGCUUCCGUUCGCGGACCCGAAACGAAGUCGCAAGUUUGCAGGCAUCUACAUCUUCUGGGCUUCCCGGUUUGGGGUGACCGCCGUUUCGGAAACCAGCGGGCAAAUCUGCGCUCACGCGCAGUCUUCGGCCUAGCAAGGCCAUGGUGUCACCUGGGCCGGUUGGAGAUCUUUGGGAGCUUCGGUGGCCUUCGAGUUGAAACUCUGCCACCACCGGACUUGCUAAGAGUGCUGCACGCUGUUGGUGGUGACUGGCAGUUCCAGUCAAAGGUGCAGAGACUCCCUCCAGUGAUGGUGCUGUCUCACUUUGAGAACGGUCUUGGUGUAGCCUACUAUGUGACAAAUCGGGACAAGGCGGAAAAGCUGCAAGAACAAGAGGGCUCGGAUGCAACUUCGAAGCUUUCGUGUUGA
Messenger RNA from Symbiodinium sp. CCMP2592, 2268 nucleotides. The record is from the annotation of a GenBank genome assembly. Lineage: Eukaryota; Dinophyceae; Suessiales; Symbiodiniaceae.